AUGUCAUCAUCUAUUGCAGAAAAACCUUCAAUACCAUUAUCACUUGAUCAAGAAAGCUCAUCAAUGAAGCACCAUAGAGCAGGCUUAUUCUUUUUCCUCGGAGGAUUGGUCUUGUUCUUAGUUUUGCUGAUUAUUAUUGUUGCCUUGCGCAAGUUUAUCAGACCGACACAGCUCGGAAAGUGUGUAAAACGCGAAGACAGCUGUAAAGCUGCAAAAGAUUAUUUUAAUGGGAAACUUCAAACAAUAAGCUAUUUUAGCUUUCGAACAUUAAAGGAAGCUUCUAGGAACUUCCAUGAGGGUAAUCUUCUCGGGAGAGGUGGAUUUGGGCCGGUCUAUCUAGGUAAAUUACAAGAUGGGAGGCUGGUUGCUAUAAAGAAACUGUCUCUUGAUAAAUCACAACAAGGAGAGUCGGAGUUUCUUGCAGAGGUGAGGAUGAUCACAAGCAUACAACACAAGAACCUUGUCCGCCUUCUUGGUUGCUGCUCUGAGGGACCUCAAAGGGUACUUGUAUAUGAAUACAUGAAGAACAGGAGUUUGGACCUCAUUAUAUAUGGCCAAAGCAAACAGUAUCUGAGUUGGAAUGCUCGGUUCCAAAUUAUUUUGGGCAUUGCUCGGGGUUUGCACUACUUACAUGAAGAGUCCCACUUCAGAAUUGUUCACAGAGAUAUCAAAGCCAGCAACAUUCUCCUAGAUGCCAAUUUUCAGCCAAGAAUUGGAGAUUUUGGCCUGGCCAAGUUCUUCCCCGAGGACCAAGCUUAUCUCAGCACCACAUUCGCUGGAACAUUAGGUUAUACAGCCCCUGAAUAUGCCAUCAGAGGGGAGUUAUCUGAAAAGGCUGACAUUUACAGUUUUGGAGUUCUGGUUCUUGAGAUCAUUAGCUGCAGGAGAAACACCGAUCUUUCACUACCAUCAGAAAUGCAGUACCUCCCGGAAUAUGCAUGGAAGCUAUAUGAGAGGUCACAAAUGGUUGAUCUCAUUGAUCCAAGAAUGCAAAAGGAUGGUUUUGUAGUGAAGGAUGUUAUGAAAACAGUUCAUAUGGCUUUAUUAUGCCUUCAGCCUCAUCCAAACAUAAGGCCAGCCAUGUCGGAGGUCGUCGCAAUGCUGACUUGGAAGGUCGAAAUGGUAAAAUCCCCAUUAAAACCGACCUUCUUGGACCGUAGACAAAGAACCAAGGACGAUGAAGUUUCUUGGGAAACCAUCUCAGCUGAUUUUCCUUCUCCUCUCGAAACCGAAUCGCCUUCGUUAACUCAACCUCCGAACUCCCGAGAUUUUGAUGCCAGUGAAAGCUUUUCCAUGAAAAAAGCUGAACCGGUUUGAAAAAACUUUUGUCAUCUGUUUAUUGAAAUGUAUUUCAAAUUCAAGAUCUUUAAAUUGAAGUAUUUUUUUUAAUUUUUAUUUAAAAAAGAGGUAAUUUUAUUCAUGGUAAUGGUAUAAGCUUGUAAAGGAGUAGCAGAGUUU
Molecule: messenger RNA, 1458 nt
Organism: Cynara cardunculus var. scolymus (artichoke)
Lineage: Eukaryota; Viridiplantae; Streptophyta; Magnoliopsida; Asterales; Asteraceae
Product: cold-responsive protein kinase 1-like
Exons: 6
Coding region: 1-1317 (438 amino acids)
Biological process (GO): protein phosphorylation
Molecular function (GO): ATP binding; protein kinase activity
Source: RefSeq, a predicted model, not a curated record